Microthlaspi erraticum is the source of this 531-nucleotide messenger RNA. NCBI's taxonomy places the organism in Eukaryota, Viridiplantae, Streptophyta, Magnoliopsida, Brassicales, Brassicaceae. The record is from the annotation of a GenBank genome assembly.
AUGAACAACAUCAAGAAACGCCUCGAUUCGAGAAAAGAAAUUUGGUUGUACGAGAUCAACGCAGUCUUGUGGGCUUGCCGCACGACACCGCACAAAGCCACAAAAGAAACACCAUUUUUGAUGGCAUACGGCGUCGAAGCAGUAAUCCCAGCAGAAAUCAAAGUCACAAGCCUUCGAAGAGACCAAUGUUCCGAUAGCCCAGAACUCAACGAAGAGAUGCUAAGGGACAGACUGGACUUAAUCGAAGAAAAGCGAGAUCAAGCAUUGGUCCGCAUUCAGAAUUAUCAAAACGCCGCAGCUCGCUAUUAUAAUUCUAACGUUAAACAUCGAAGGUUCAAAGUAGACGACCUAGUCCUACGAAAAAUCUUCGACGACAAAGAUCCAGGAGGAAAACUCCGACCACCCUGGAACGGCCCCUUCCGUAUAACAGAAGUAGUACGCGAUAGCGUCUACAAGCUCUACGAUUACGUGAAGAAGGUACACGAACCGCGCCCUUGGAACGCAGCCAACCUAAAACGAUACUACUACUAA